AUGCCGACCCUGCCCUCGUUUGAUUUGAAUGCCGCCGGAGAAUUAGCAUGCACCUACGGGCGUUACUGCCAGGCGCUAUUCAAACGUGCACUUGUCGUUGGAAUGUCGCCUGCUAAACAUCCCGGGUUGGGGAUCAACCUACGAAUUGAAGCCUACCAGCUGGUUAGCGUCGCUGAAUCGGCGUUUGGGAACGAGAUGCCUCUCAGCUGGAAAUUCGAAGACCUUGCUUCAAAGCUUGUCAAGGCCCAGUUGAGCAACGAAGAUCCCCGAGAGGUGAAUCUUUCGUUGCGGUUUCCGCCCUUGUGGAGGCCCAAUCCAGACGGAAUGUUUCCACUCCGCUCGUUGCCCACCACAUUUGUGGAUAGCAAGGGCAUCAUCGGAUGGUGGUACUUACCCUCCUCUAUAACAGAAUCCCGACAAGCCACCAUUUUAAGUGCUGUCAGAACUCUCUGUAACCACAGAGGAACCCCUGUUCGAACUGACUCUCAAGGAAAUUGGCGUUCACACCCCAGCCAUUUCUCAGAUGGUCAAGAACUUAAACCAGGAGUUGCCACAUUUUCUUCUUGCUGGUACCAGCAAGGCCACGAUGGCCCCUACGAUUCUCCAACUCCCUCGGCGACGCUGAAAGGUCCUGCUGGUCAGCAAUUCAUUAGGGAUAUGACCGAGAGCUUCGCGGUUCUCGGUGGAGUGAUUGCCAUCACCCAACCCUGGCUCUUCAAUGCCGGUCUGGAAGUCUUGGAGUCGCUGCAUCGCCGGGCAUUCCCUGUGGACAAUGCCGAGACGUUGGAAGCCAUCCUUGAUUUCUGGUCCAACCCUUUCACAGCGUUCUCUGUUAUUGUCAACAGAGAGUCCUCGAUUCACCGUGACAUCUCCAGUCCGAUUUGGGCCUAUGAUCUUAUCUACACCGGUGGGACCUAUCGCAAUGGUCGUUUCGAGAGCCCCACUCUUGGCUGUCGGUUUGUGUACAACCCAGGAACGGUUAUCGUCGGGCUUGGCUGUUUGAUCAGACAUGGCGUAGCGCCCGUUGAUGGUGAUCGCAUAUGCAUCGUCUCCUAUUUCCGCGAGUCCAUGCUUGAACGGGGAUCGCAGUACCAUGGGGCCAAGCCACCAACUUCAAUCCAACUUCGUGACUUCUACAUGGACACUCCAAUGUAA
Coprinopsis cinerea okayama7#130 is the source of this 1155-nucleotide messenger RNA. RefSeq lists its product as hypothetical. The transcript has 4 exons. Lineage: Eukaryota; Fungi; Basidiomycota; Agaricomycetes; Agaricales; Psathyrellaceae. The record is from RefSeq and is a predicted model, not a curated record. Bases 1 to 1155 code for a protein of 384 amino acids.